Linum trigynum is the source of this 366-nucleotide messenger RNA. NCBI's taxonomy places the organism in Eukaryota, Viridiplantae, Streptophyta, Magnoliopsida, Malpighiales, Linaceae. The record is from the annotation of a GenBank genome assembly.
AUGUCGCGAUCGCGUAACUUACCAGUCUCUACCAGCAAUGUCCCAUGGCUGGUCGUUUUCCACGACAAGAACCAGACUUUCUAUUCAACGGGAACGGCAGAUCCCGACUGCAAGCGAACCCAUGUCCCUCGUCGUCGCCAGAUAGCUGAAUUUCCCGAGCGCAGCGAGAUCUUUGAGCACUCCCCGUUCGGCUGGUUAAUCUUUGCGCGUGUAAUUACGGCUCCAUUUAAGGCGACUCUCUUGACUUUGCUGAAUCCUGCCACGCUUGAGGUCAUUAAACUACCCAAACUGAAUGGCGCCGGCUUCUACAUCGCAGUAUUGACGCUGCCCCCAACCCAUCCCAACUGCAGAGUCAUAGUGUGUUAG